AUGAGUGAACAACAAGCCCCAGAAGUCAAAACCCUUCCACCAAUUUUCCUUGAUAUUUCACCAAAUUCGAAGCCAACAGAGAUGGAUUCUCUUUGCAUGAACUGCCUCAAGGAAGGAACAACAACAAUGCUUUUAACAAAGAUUCCUUUCUUCAGAGAAGUUAUGAUUUCUCACUUCUCAUGCCCACACUGCGGCUACUCAGACAAUGCUAUCCAGUUCGCUGGUGAGUUCCCAGCUAAAGGCGUUACAUUCAAAUUAGUUGCCAAAUCUCCAGAAGAUUUGAACCGCCGUGUUAUCAAAUCUUCACAUGCUACAAUCAAAGUCCCCGAAAUCGACUUAGAAAUUCCACCACAGACACAAGCAGACACAAUUAAUACCGUUGAAGGCGUCUUAGAACGUGCCUACAAGGGUCUUAAGCACUCAAAUCCAAACCCAACACCAGAGUUCGAAGAAUUCUUAGAUAACCUCGAUCAAUGCCGCAAAGGUCUUGUUCAAUUCAACUUUAUCAUCGAUGAUCCAUCAGGAAACUCCUUCCUUGAGAACCCAAUCGCUCCUUCACCAGAUCCACAGCUUCAAGUCGAAUUCUACCGCAGAACAGCAAAGAUGAACGAAGAAAUCGGUCUCAAAGUCGAUCCAAAGUCCGGCGACUUCCAGGUCGAUGAAGUUACAACAAAGACAAUCGACAAAUAUCAGUCCGUUUUCUCUACAGACCAACCUGUCCAAGAAAUGGACACAGAUUGUCCAGUUUGCUCUCAUACAGGCGUUUCCCGCUCAUGCACAUUGUCAAUCCCGUUCUUCAAGGAGAUCAUCAUCAUGGCUUUCAACUGCGAUUACUGCGGAUAUCAUAAUGGUGAAGUUAUGAUCGGCGGCGAAACAUCCAGAUACGGCCGUAAGAUUACACUUAAGGCCAACUGCCAGGAUGACCUCAACCGCGAGGUUCUCAAGUCAGAACUCGCCGGUAUCGAAAUUCCAGAAGCCGAAAUCAAGCUUGUUCCAGGAACUCUUGGUGGCAAAUUCACUACAGUCGAAGGCCUUCUUCGCGAUAUUAUUCAGCAGCUUUCUGCAGAGAAUCCUUUCAUGAGAGGAGAUUCUUCAGACGCACAGGCUUCUUCCCACUUCCAAAAUGUUCUUGAACAGGUCAAGUCAUUCGCUGACGGAAAGAACCCAUUCACUCUCAUUCUUGAUGACCCAAUGUCAAACUCAUUCAUUCAGAAGUACAAGAUCGACGAUCCAAAGCCAAUUAUCGAGGAUUACGAACGUACUUACGAACAGAAUGAAGAACUUGGCCUCAAUGAUAUUAAGACAGAAGAGUUUGUUACAGACGCUGAUAAGAAAGAGUGA
This is a messenger RNA of Trichomonas vaginalis G3, 1341 nucleotides long. RefSeq names its product zinc finger protein ZPR1 family. Gene Ontology annotation, cellular component: nucleus; cytoplasm. Gene Ontology annotation, molecular function: zinc ion binding. NCBI's taxonomy places the organism in Eukaryota, Parabasalia, Trichomonadida, Trichomonadidae. The transcript has a single exon. The record is from RefSeq and is a predicted model, not a curated record. Bases 1 to 1341 code for a protein of 446 amino acids.